AUGACAGGGCAAGAAGAAUCCAUCGACUCGGAUCAGACUCGCGGGAUCGAGACCGAAACUGAGGAUCCCGCCGCAGGUGUCGAAGACUAUUCGACCUUCUCGGCACCUAUGAGAACGUACCCCACGUACCUCCUGGGCUUCGUCAUAAUCAUAUCUACCCUUAUGGGCACGGUAUACUUCCCCCUCAUACCGAUGCUCAGUCGCCAGUUCGGCGUGUCGAUCCAAGCCAUCAACCUCACCGUAACAACCUACGCCGUGUUCCAAGCAAUCUCGCCCAUCAUAUUCGCGUCACUGGCGGACGCAUUCGGCCGUCGCCCAGUCAUGCUCUCGUUGACCGUCAUCUACGGCUGCACCAGCCUAGGACUAACUCUGAACAAGGGCAAUUAUGCUGCUCUCGUGGCACUGCGCUCCCUCCAGAGCAUCGGCGGCUCCGCCACCUCGGCCGUUACCUACGGCAUCGUGGCCGAUGUCGCGGUUGUCCCCGAGAGAGGCGCCAUGCUAGGCCCCAUGCUGUCCACGUGCAACGGCAUAUCCGCCGUCGGGCCCAUGAUCGGCGGCGCCGUGGCAUUGCGGACGAACGGGUAUACCUGGGUGUUCUGCUCGCUCUCGGGCAUUGCGGCCGUCUGUUUUCUCCUGGUCGGCUUCACCCUCCCGGAGACGGCCCGAUCGGUCGUCGGCAAUGGUUCGGUACCGGCCCGUGGGCUCUGGAGGACUUGGUGGAGCUUCACUGCCUCUCAGUCGCGUCCCGCAGCGCAAGUAGUUGAAGCGAGUUCACGGCAGAGCGAGGCUGCUGCCUCUUGGAAGCUCCUGGAUGCCUUUGCGUCCUUGCGCAUGAUGUUCUACCCCGACGCAGCCGCCGUACUUGCCAUGAUCGCCUCUUCCUACUGCAUCGGCCUGGCUUUUCUGCCCGGACUUGCGGGCAUGACACUUGGCGGCGUCGUUGCUGGCAAGCUUGUGGAUCGGAACUAUACGAAAACGGCACGGAAGCAUGGGCUGGACGCAACUCGGAUGAAAAGAGAGCUUGCCACGGGGUUUCCCAUCGAGGAGGCCAGAUACCGCAAUAUCGUUCCCUUUAUCGUCGCCGAAGUCGCCCUUGUGGUCGCGUAUGGUUGGGCUGUCCAGGCACGAGCCCAUCCCGCGAUCCCGCUGGUGAUACAAUUCUUCGUCUGCGUGCUCUCGACCCUCCUGAGUCACACCGCCAGCGCGCUGCUGGUGGACAUCUUCCCCGACAAGUCCAGCACUGCGUAUACCUCGAGCCAGGUGGCCAGGUGUGGUCUGAGUGCGGCCUCGGCGGCCGCGAUACAACCCCUGAUCGACGCGAUAGGCAGGGGAUGGUACUUCACGGCGUUUGGACUGUUUGUGCUGUUUGCUGGCGUUGGCUCUGUGCUUGUCAGUCGGGUUAAGGGCUCUGGGUGGCGACGGAGGCGUCAGUGCAGGCGUUUUGAGUGUGAGGUGUAG
Molecule: messenger RNA, 1458 nt
Organism: Anthostomella pinea
Lineage: Eukaryota; Fungi; Ascomycota; Sordariomycetes; Xylariales; Xylariaceae
Source: the annotation of a GenBank genome assembly